Messenger RNA from Fusarium verticillioides 7600, 1557 nucleotides. RefSeq lists its product as hypothetical. The transcript has 3 exons. Bases 23 to 1450 code for a protein of 475 amino acids. Gene Ontology annotation, molecular function: pyridoxal phosphate binding; transaminase activity. The record is from RefSeq and is a predicted model, not a curated record. NCBI's taxonomy places the organism in Eukaryota, Fungi, Ascomycota, Sordariomycetes, Hypocreales, Nectriaceae. Gene Ontology annotation, cellular component: cytosol.
CUUCUGUACUUUUGAAUUGACAAUGAGGCUUCCGACUCGGCAAAUAGUUUACACGACUGCAAGGACCGCCCUUCGCAGCAGGACAUCAGUUUUCAGCUUUAGCCGUGCUGGUGUCUCAACACUUCACGCCAAGAUCAACAGCCCGCCUCCAAGGAUCGUCAAAAGUCAAGGAUGUUGGUUGGAAACAGACCAAGGUCAUCGAAUUCUUGAUGCAUCUUCAGGUGCAGCUGUUGUAUCUAUCGGACACAAUGAAUCGCGAGUCAAGGAUGCCAUUGCUGCUCAACUGGAUCAGGUAGCAUACUGCUACAGCCCAUUCUUCACGACAGAGGCAGCAGAGAAGAUUUCUAGUUUCUUGACUGAGUCUACAAAUGGGGCUAUGUCUAAGGUUUUCAUUGUUAGCUCGGGUACUGAAGCUGUUGAGGCAGCUUUAAAAAUCGCUCGUCAGUACUUUACAGAGUUACCAACACCGCAACCAUCCAGGACGAAGUUUAUUGCACGCAAACAAUCUUAUCAUGGAAAUACUCUUGGAUCUUUGGCAGUAGGAGGCCAUAAAGCUCGACGAGGCGUGUACGAACCCAUUCUUGCAACCAAUGUUUCUCAUGUUUCUCCAUGCUACCCUUAUCGCGAGAUGAAAGCAGACGAGACAGAGCAGCAAUAUGUUCAACGACUAGCCAAAGAGCUAGAUGACGAAUUCCAACGUGUCGGCCCUGAUACUGUUUGUGCGUUCAUCGCUGAAACGGUAUCUGGAACCUCAUUGGGCUGUGCGCCUCCAGUGCCCGGGUACUUUACAGCCAUGAAAGAAGUGUGUGACCGUUACGGUGCUCUUCUGAUCAUGGACGAGGUCAUGUCUGGAAUGGGCAGAACGGGCACGCUGCAUGCUUGGGAGCCGGAGGGUGUAGUGCCAGAUCUACAGACUGUAGCUAAAGGACUGGGAGCUGGCUACAUGCCCGUGGGGGCCUUGCUUGUCGGCGAGAAAGUCGCAGAAACUCUUGCUAACGGAUCAGGAGCUUUCUAUCAUAGUCAAACUUAUCAAGGUCAUCCUGUUGCAUGUGCAGCUGCAUAUGCUGUGCAGACUGUUAUGAAAGAAGAUAAGAUGCUGCAGAAUGCGCAAAAUAUGGGUAAAGUACUGGGCGAUAAGCUUAAAGAGAAGCUCGGAGGUCACAAGAAUGUGGGAGAUGUCCGUGGACGAGGGCUGUAUUGGGGAUUGGAAUUUGUUCGGAAUAAAGAGACAAAGGAGCCUUUUGAUCUGAGCGAACAAGUGGCUGGAAAGCUGCACAAGGCUGGCCUAGGAGCCGACCAUGGCAUUUCACUCAUUCCGAGUACAGGUUGCCUCGAUGGUAUUCGAGGAGACAUGGUGAUCGUCUCACCCCCUUUCACAAUCACGAAGGAGGAGGUCGAUUUGCUAGUUGACAAGGUGGAGAAAGUGGUUACUUCUGUCCUAGGAGCAUAGAUGAUUCCAUUGCAUUACAAAGCUAUUCAUCGACUAAUUACAUUAUAAAAGCCUGCGUCGGCCCACCAAGCAAACUCGUCCAUCGAAUCGAAGACUGUGACGCCCAA